Messenger RNA from Malassezia restricta, 1227 nucleotides. Its product is annotated as E3 ubiquitin-protein ligase UBR7. Gene Ontology annotation, molecular function: zinc ion binding; ubiquitin protein ligase activity. The transcript has a single exon. NCBI's taxonomy places the organism in Eukaryota, Fungi, Basidiomycota, Malasseziomycetes, Malasseziales, Malasseziaceae. Gene Ontology annotation, cellular component: cytoplasm. The record is from RefSeq and is a predicted model, not a curated record. The coding region runs from base 1 to 1227 and encodes 408 amino acids.
AUGGAUCAGGGUCGUGCGUCACCCAUCCCCGCUUUGCCGGACCCUAGCACAGCGGCACCUAACAUUGACCCGGAAUUAGGCUUCACAGCACAGGAUCUCAUUGAUCAUCAGGAGCGUCUGGAAGCUCAGGCGAAUGAAGCCUUUCCGUACCACGUCGACGUAUGCACACAUACUCGUGGAUACGUACGCCAGUUAAUAUACGCAUGCAAAACGUGUGGCGGCGGCGGUGUUUGCGUGGGCUGCAGCGUAUCGUGUCAUUCGGAUCAUGACCUUGUGGAAUUGUUCCAUCGCAGGCACUUUCGUUGUGAUUGCGGGACUCCAAACCUUUAUCGCCACAGGCCCAUGACACCCUAUAAACAAAAGACGGGGUAUCCAGAAGGAGCUAAGCCAUGCAGCUUACGUCUUCAUGACUCUAAUAAAGGCUGGGACAUUCCCAAUGAUGAAAAUGUGUAUACAAAGAAUUUUGAUGGCCAAUUUUGUGUUUGCCAACGUGGUCAACAUUAUGAUCCGGAGACAGAAAAAGAGGAUAUGUUUCAAUGUCUUGUAUGCGAAGAAUGGCUACAUGAAUCAUGUACGAGCUUGUACCCCAAAGGUGCUACUAAGCCCCUUAUCUCCCAAGAUGACUUCGAUACCAUGAUAUGCAAUGCUUGCGUACGAAAAGAAAAAACUGCUUUGCUACAAGCCUACCUUGGUCAGCCGGGCUGGCUCGUGGUUCUUCCCAAUGAGAACGGUUGGGAAGUGGUAGGAUCAUCACCAGAUCUCGAAAUCUUAGCAUCAAGAAAACGUGCUCGCCUAGACUCCGAUACAUGUCAACAACCAACGCCAUUAGUGGAUCCUCAUGCCCACGCCCAUCGCAUGGAUGUGUAUUUAUCUUCACAAUUUCGUCAAGCACUCUGUCGAUGUGCAGGGUGCACCCAAAAGUGGCAAAAAAUAUACCCGUUUGUUUUUGAGGAGGAAGAGACCUAUGAGCCUUCAGAACCGGAAGAGACUGACGAUACGAAUUCUAACGCGUCCACUUCAUCCAGUUAUGACCGUGCCGUCGCUGCGCUCUCACAUUUACCACGAAUGCAAAUGAUUGAGUCGCUGCAUGCCUACCAAAACUUGCGAGAUGCGCUAUUUGACCAUCUCCGGCCAUAUGCGGAAAAUCAUGAACUCGUGAGUGAAGAAACAGUUCGUGCUUUUUUCGAACAGCAUUUAGCCAGUCGACGGGAGAGAACGAAACGCUAA